Molecule: messenger RNA, 2153 nt
Organism: Mytilus trossulus (common blue mussel)
Lineage: Eukaryota; Metazoa; Mollusca; Bivalvia; Mytilida; Mytilidae
Product: protein inturned-like
Exons: 11
Coding region: 72-2153 (693 amino acids)
Biological process (GO): establishment of planar polarity; vesicle-mediated transport; nervous system development
Cellular component (GO): cilium; cytoplasm
Molecular function (GO): protein binding
Source: RefSeq, a predicted model, not a curated record
UGUAAACAAAAUGGAGGACAAAAAUUUUGUCAACUUAAAUUUUGGAGUAGAAAACAGAAAAAUCUAAUAACAUGGCACAUUAUCACAAUAAAACACCCUUUUAUAAUCCAAAAAAUGACAAUAGGAUAAAUUCUAAUCCAGGGAAAACUGAAAGUCCAAACCAAGAAAACGCAUUUCACUGUGGGAAAAUUGAAGCUAGAAAUCGAGAUCGGACACAAGUUCACAACAAUGAAUUUUCAGUCGUUAAAUCGUCUAAUGUCAAAGACAAUUGGACUCCAUAUGUACAACCACAGGGAGAUUUGUUUUAUGUCAAAGAAUCAGACCAUCCUGGGAGGCCAGACAGACAGUAUAAUUACACUGAUUCUGUAGAUCAAAAGGAAGAGAAAGAUGAAACAACCUUCUUUUCAGACAGAUUGAGGGAAUCUCCAUACAGUGAUAAACACGAAUCACGAUAUAGGGAAAAGAAUAAAAACACUGGCUAUGAUAAUAAUUCAUCUCCAGACCUGAAUAAUUACUAUGAAAAGCUUGGACAUAACAAAUACAGUCAUAAUUUAUAUAGGAAAGAGGAUCAAAAUAGUUCCCGUUCAAGUGGCUAUUCUGAUAGCUCCCCUCCGCACCAAGAACUCCAUAAUGGUGAUAUUAAUCAUAACUCAAUAAGUAGAAAUGUACACACACCACAUGUAAAUAAUCAUGGUUAUGAUAGUGAUUUUUAUGACAAACAUAGUGAUGUCAGUGUUGAUAGAUCUUCAGUAGACAGUACCCCAACAAAGCCAGCAAAAAUAAAACAUGUUUAUAUUACGCCUAAUCCCUACAGUUGUAGAAACGGGGAGAGUUUCUCAGGAAUUGCUUUAUGUGAGAAACUUUUUGGUAUAACAUUGUACCAUUAUAAUCAUAAACAGUCUAAAAGUUCUCUAGAAACGACUUACAAAGAUAGAAAAUUACUUGUCCAGCAUGUAUCACUGUCUAGUCCUGCUGGCAGAUCUCAACAAAUACACAGAGGUGACAUGAUGGUAGCUGUAAAUGAUGUUGGUGUAACUUGGGAAAACUUAGAAACAAUCUGCAACAAGUUAUCUAGUAAAGUUGUAAAAUUGUCAUUCCAAAUGCCAAAUGUUGUUGGACCAAAGCCCAGCCCUCCUCCUCCAGUGAACCCACAGUUUGCAAUGACAUCACCCCGUCCAGUGACAACACCUUCACCUCGACCUCCUCGCCAUCGACAGCCUGGAGAGAAUCUGUCACAGCUAGUGUUUGGUGACAGUAGAAAGCAUCAUCUGGAGUACCUACAGGACACAUCCUGUUGUGUGAUGUACCUAACAUUAGAGGGAGAUGGCAGCUCUGAUACAGAGAGUGUUAGGGAGGAUAUAGUAUACCAGUAUCCACCAGGGGAUAGUAAGUUACUGGAGGUUAGAGGAUUGUUUCUAACAUUAUGUGGUGUACUUCCAGAGGUGGCAGCAACUUCUGCUAGAAGCUCAACUCUUGUUCACCAAAGACAGAAGAUUAACAUAGCUUACCAAAGAGAUGGGAAAGACAUCCUUGUUAUCGGAUUACCUGCUGAUAAGGUACCAAAGUCUUGUGUUGAAGAAAUCUUAAAGCAGCUUCAUCAUUUAAUACUAGUAUUAUAUGGUCCAUUACACAGUGCUUUUCGAGAUAUGAAGCACAGAAGUCAGAUAGACCAGUUGUUCUCAUUGUCCCUGCAUAAUUUACAUAAUAUUUCCCAGAGUGCCAUGUUAUCUAGUCAGUCCUCCAAAAUAUUUACAGAAUUAAUACCAGGUCCUAAAGCUAUCAACUUUACUGAUGACACAAAGUUACUAUGUGAUGAAAUCCUCAGCGAGUUUGAAGCUUCUGACUUUGACGAUUUUCUUGAUCCAAUAUCUAAAGAAGCUAGAAGAGAAUACUCCAUCCUUGGUUCUUGUACAUUUUAUAAGGAAUAUUUACUAUGUAACCACCUGUGCCAGUCUGACUUACAAGACAUCCACCUGUUUCUGAAACACCACUGCAUAAUACAGAUGUUGGCUAGGAAACCAGUAGAAGAACUGGUAGUAUGGAGAGAGAUGUUCCCGUCACAGUAUUGUCACAAAACACAGUCAUGUCCCCAGGGCUAUCAAGAUCCUCAUGAUGCAAGGUGGUUCCUACUUGUUAUUGGCAUGGUAGGUUAA